AUGGAACAGUUUCAGCAAACAAUUGCUUACUCGUACAAAUCUGAAACAAGGGAAAUAGAAAUUGGACCUAGUUCCUCAGUUGAGUUAACUCUACCUCCUGAAAUUCGGUUUGGAGCUGUCGGUGAAAUGGACAAGGGAGUCUUCUUUCAAUCCGUAGAUGGGGUGAGGUUGUCGGCAACUGCAUUUGGUGCAGAAUAUUCUAGCUCUGACACUUACCAGCUACUGCCGUGUGUUUAUCUUCCUAGUAAGAACUAUGAAUAUUACGCCAUAUCAGUAGCAAAAGAAAUAAGAGUGUUAAUAGAGGAGGGAGAAGAGUUUAUCCUACCGCCUACUGGGAAUAGUACUGUAGUUUUAAUUGCAUCUGAGGACAGCACGACUGUUACAAUCACUCCUUCACAAAAUGUAGAAAUGAUUAAAGGAACUACAACGCCAGCUGGAACCUCACUAAAACUGACAAUAGGCCAGAGAGAAGCAGUGUUUCUCUCCAGCCAUGAGGAUCUGACUGGGACUCAUGUAGUAUCAGACAAACCACUGGCAUUAUUUUCCGGCCACGAGUGUGGAAACAUGCCCUUUGACCUCCAGUUCUGCGACCACAUGGUGGAACAGAUUUCGCCAAUAGCCACAUGGGGUAUCAAGUUUUACACUGCUUCGUUCAUGACUCGACAACUAGAUAGAUUCUGA
Messenger RNA from Geodia barretti, 681 nucleotides. NCBI's taxonomy places the organism in Eukaryota, Metazoa, Porifera, Demospongiae, Tetractinellida, Geodiidae. The record is from the annotation of a GenBank genome assembly.